Molecule: messenger RNA, 1479 nt
Organism: Colletotrichum truncatum
Lineage: Eukaryota; Fungi; Ascomycota; Sordariomycetes; Glomerellales; Glomerellaceae
Source: RefSeq, a predicted model, not a curated record
AUGACGACCAACAUGUCUGCCAACGCUGGCGGCACUCCCGCUGGAGUUAUUGACGGCAGCUCAAUUCACCGUGUUGAUACCGCCAAUGACGACAUUCAGAAGAUUCCUAACAUGGAGAAGGUGGACGAGUUUGGCGCUCAUGCCAAGACUGACCCUAAAGAAAUUGCCCUUGUCAAGAAGCUGGACGCGUUCAUCAUUCCUAUUCUCUGGUUGAUGUACCUCUUCAACUUUCUCGAUCGAAAUGCCAUCAUCAAUGCCAGGUUAAACACACUGGAAGCCGACCUUGGCCUGGUCGGGACCCAGUACAACACUUGUGUCUCCAUCUUAUUCGUAGGAUAUAUCUGCGGCCAGAUUCCGUCCAACAUGAUUUUGAACAGGGUACGGCCUUCCUGGUACAUGGCUGGCUUUUGCCUCGCAUGGUCUAUUGUCAGUCUCUUGACGUUCAAAGUCAACAGUUAUGAGGGAAUGAUUGCGUGUCGCUUCUUCCUUGGUAUCACCGAAGCACCGUUCUACCCAGGCGCACUAUAUAUCAUCAGCAUGUUUUACACCAGAAAGGAGGUCGCGACUCGCAUGUCCCUUUUCUAUACCGGAAACAUGCUGGCAAGUUCGUUCUCUGGACUCAUCGCCGCGGGUAUCUUCGCAGGGCUUGACGGGACUAUGGGCUUGGCUGGAUGGCAAUGGCUUUUCAUUGUCCAGGGAGCAGUAUCAAUCGGAGUUGCGUUUGCGGCAUUCUUCCUUCUCCCUGACCAUCCGUUAACCACGCGCUGGUUGACGCCCCAGCAAAGACAACUGGCACACAACCGCAUCUACAUCGAUACGACUGAUCGCCGUGAGGCAACUAGUGUAUGGGUCGGCCUUCGUGACGCUUGUCUCGACUGGCGCACCUGGGCAUUCUGCCUCAUGUACCAUCUUCACCUCGCAGCGAACGGCUUCCAAAACUUCCUGCCAACAGUCAUGCAAACCCUGGACUACAACACAACUGUCACCCUCGCUUUGACUUGCCCACCGUAUAUCCUGGCUGCUUUAGUCGGCAUCUUGGUUUCUUGGACUUCCGGCCGAUACAACGAGCGGACGCUGCAUAUCACGAUCAUGAAGGCUAUUGUCAUCGGUGGUUUCGUAGUGGCGGUUGCCACCCUCAAUAUUGCUGCACGGCUGGUGGGUAUCGUGUUCUUCGUUGGCGCCACGUUUGGAAUCAACAACAUUAUCCUCGGCUGGGCAUCUAGCACGUUGGGACAGACGGAUGAGAAGAAAGCCGUGGCAAUCGCCAUGUGUAAUACCCUUGGCAGUGUCGCCAGCAUUUACACACCUUACCUUUGGCCCAGCACAGACUCACCUCGCUACCUGACGGCAUGGAUGGCAAGCAUCGCCUUUUCGGUUGGAGUAAUCAUUAUCGCUUGGUGGCUGCGCAUCUCCCUGCAAAGAAAAAACAAGAAGACAAGGGAGAAUCACCCAGAAGAGACAAACUUUUACGUAUAUUAG